AUGGCGAAGCUCGUGGACCGGUCGCUGGGGUGGUCCUUCGGGCUCCAGAUCUCCACGGGUCAUCGCGCGGUGGUGCUGCGGAGGUAUAUCGGGGGUCAGGGAGGUCCGGUGCUCUACGAUGUUCCGGGGAAAAUCCGGCGCAGGCAAGGGUCGAGGUUGGGGUUGGUGGCCGCGGUGCUGCUCCUGGUGCUCGGGCGAAGCUCCUGCAAGGUUGGCCGGGGUUGUGGCACGGCGGAGCGGCGAGUCCGCGGCGGCACAGGGGCGGAGCUGAGUGCGUGGAGCUCGCCGCCACCCCUACCUCGUCGCCUUCCACUGGAGCUUGCGGACUCCACGCUCGCCGCCGCCCCUGGCUCGCCGCUUCCUCCGCUCGGUCUCGAGCCAGUGGCACGGCAGAGCAGGGGCCCCACCCCCGUCGGCGCAGCGGGAAGAACUGGUGGCGGCGGUGCAUCCAGCUGGACAUCGUGGAGCACCCCGGCGCCGGCGGACUCGGCACCGGAGGCGGCGGGUCGGCGUCCUUCUUCAAGCUGUGGUGCGAGCAGACGCCGGGCAGCGGCAGCGGGCACGGCAGCUCGGGAAGGGGCGGCGGCGCUCGCAGAGGCGUCGCUCUUCCUGUUCGAGAAGGCCUACUGGACAUGGAAGGUCUCCGUCCGCAAGCUGCUCCACCAGGUGAGCGCCGAGUGCAAGCUGGGCGCGUACGGGCUCGUCUCACUCACGCACUCCGUCUCGCUGGCGAGCACGAGGAUCGACCUCGUGCCUCGGCUCUGCUAUGCUCUGCGGCGGUGGACGGGCAGCGACGCGCGUCCCCUGCGAGCGGCCGCAUGCACGACCGCCGCGUUGCCGCGCAGGCCCGACCGCCACGUCGCCACCGCACGCAGCUCCGCAUGCCGCGGCCGCGCCCCGCCGCCGCGCAUGGCUCCGUCCGCCUCGUCGAGCUCCGACAGCCGCGGUCGGGUCCCGCCGCCGCCCACGGCUCCACCGGCCGCGAUCGCGCCCCGCCACGCCCACGAGCUCGCCGCUGCGGUCGCCCUCGUCAAGCUUCGCCGGCCAUGGUCGGGCCCCGCCGCCGCCCGCAGCUCCGCCGGCUGCGGUCGCGCCCCGGCCGCUGCCGGCACCGCGCGCGUCACCACACCGCGGCCCUAG
This is a messenger RNA of Panicum virgatum (switchgrass), 1140 nucleotides long. Its product is annotated as Holliday junction resolvase MOC1, chloroplastic-like. Lineage: Eukaryota; Viridiplantae; Streptophyta; Magnoliopsida; Poales; Poaceae. The coding region runs from base 1 to 1140 and encodes 379 amino acids. The record is from RefSeq and is a predicted model, not a curated record. The transcript is spliced from 3 exons.